Messenger RNA from Manihot esculenta (cassava), 808 nucleotides. RefSeq lists its product as uncharacterized. Bases 96 to 533 code for a protein of 145 amino acids. The record is from RefSeq and is a predicted model, not a curated record. The transcript has a single exon. NCBI's taxonomy places the organism in Eukaryota, Viridiplantae, Streptophyta, Magnoliopsida, Malpighiales, Euphorbiaceae.
UCCACUUUCCUUUCCUUGCAAUUUAAGCCUUUUGCCAAUAUAUAACCCAAAACCCACCCCUAAACUCUAACCUCUCCCCACAAAAAAAAAAAAAAAUGAGCUCAGUUUGCAUAUCAAACUGUGUCAACGAUGCACGAGAUCCGCGCGUGCCAGUCCGUGCCACCUACGUGAACCUCUACAAAUGGCCGGAAUCAGACGCAGAGUUCAUAAAGUCCGUCCACCGUGUAGCUCAAGGUUUCCAAGGUCAACCUAGGGUGGUGGACAGCAUCUCUUGCAGGCAGAUGUAUCUUAGGAGCUACACAUUUUCAAGGAAAGAGAGUGUGCCGGAGAAGACGAAAAAGUGCAUUGGGAGAGUGAAAGAGAAGGUGGCUAAUCAUGGUAAGAAGAAAAAGGAUCAAAAGGGUAGGAAAAGGAAGUGUUUGGUGUUCAGGAAAGUGAAAGAAUUUUCUUGCAGUGCUUUGUUUAGGAUCUUUCACAGGUUGUUGUCUUGUGGUGCUAGCGUAGAUGUGGUUGAUCAAAAGGAUUCACAUUAGUUUCUCAGAUUUCAGUUCUGUUCUUGUUUAUUUACACUAUCAAAGGCAUGUUUUAAUUUAAUUUGUUUUUGUUUUUUUUUUUUUUUUUUGUGUUUUUAUAUAUAAAUAUGUGAUGAAUUGAAUUUAUUGGGGUAAGGGAGAAGUAGAAGAAUGAUGGGUUGUUUAUAUAUUUGCAUAUUUUGGAUGAAAAUAAAAUAUUCUGUAAUUUUGAACUUAUUUUCUGCUUGAUAAUGACAGUAACAGUAAUGUUAUCAUAUCUCAUGAUUACCAUAUAU